AUGCUUCACGUGCUCAACACGUCCCUGCGUCGCGUGCGCAGCUUCCGCUCGACCUCGCCUUCUCGUACGACCUCGCCGCCGCCCGCCGACUCGCGCCGGCCCUACACCAAGCUGCGCCGCCGACUCGAGGCGACGCUCGCCGUCGACGCGCCCGAGUGGAGCGUCCUGACGGCGGCGUGGCUGGACGCGCUCGGCAGGGAGGAGGUCGGCGAGGUGCUGAGCUGGGCAAAGAGGGUCAAGGCGGUGCGGGAGAACACGGCGGAGCAGCAUCCACACGUGCCGCACUUCCUCGAGCACGCUCUCGCGAGAGCGACGGCCCGAAGCGCAAGCUCGAGCCACGAUCACGCAGCGCACGACGCCGACGCCGACGACGUCGACAUCCGCGCAGCCGAGUUCGCCGUCGACCACCUGCCGAACCGGCACCGUCAGCCGCACGUGCAGCGAGCGAUCGGGCACCGUGCGGCGCGCAUCUACGGCACGACGAAGGAGCGGUGGGAGGCCGGUCGAGGUCGGUGA
Messenger RNA from Rhodotorula graminis WP1, 516 nucleotides. RefSeq lists its product as uncharacterized. The record is from RefSeq and is a predicted model, not a curated record. Lineage: Eukaryota; Fungi; Basidiomycota; Microbotryomycetes; Sporidiobolales; Sporidiobolaceae. The transcript has 3 exons. Bases 1 to 516 code for a protein of 171 amino acids.